Betta splendens (Siamese fighting fish) is the source of this 2018-nucleotide messenger RNA. It is a transcript of the gene slc2a6, whose product is annotated as solute carrier family 2 member 6. The transcript has 8 exons. NCBI's taxonomy places the organism in Eukaryota, Metazoa, Chordata, Actinopteri, Anabantiformes, Osphronemidae. Gene Ontology annotation, molecular function: transmembrane transporter activity. The record is from RefSeq and is a predicted model, not a curated record. Gene Ontology annotation, biological process: transmembrane transport. Gene Ontology annotation, cellular component: membrane. Bases 89 to 1597 code for a protein of 502 amino acids.
CUUUUUUGACUAAUUCAUCUCUCUGAGCGUCAGAGGAUCCUUGAACAGGUCGUGAAGGUCGUGUUUAGAAGCCUGCUGUGCUGUCGACAUGACUGAAGCAACUCCGCUGCUGAGGAGAAGAUCUGCACCAUCUGACUCGCAGAUCAGGAACUCCAGACUGUACCUGGCCGUCUUCUCAGCCGUCCUGGGGAACUUCAAUGCCGGCUACUCUCUGGUCUACCCGUCCCCAGUGCUGCCCAAGCUCCAGAGCCCAGACGCCGACCCUCGGCUCAGGAUGGACACCGAGUCGGCCGGCUUGUUCGGCUCCAUCUACACGCUGGGAGCCGCGGCCGGAGGACUUGGAGCCAUGCUGCUCAACGACAAGGUCGGCCGGAAGAUGAACAUCAUGAUGUCGGCCGUGCCGUCGACCGUGGGGUACAUGCUGCUCGGAGGGGCCGUGAACCUGGCCAUGCUCUACGCCGGGCGCUUCCUGACGGGAGUUGCCGGGGGAAUGACUGCAGCAUCUAUUCCUGUUUACAUCUCAGAGAUCUCCCACAAAGGAGUGAGGGGAGCGCUGGGCUCCUGCCCUCAGAUCACCGCUGUGUUUGGGGCCCUGGCGCUCUAUUCGCUCAGCCUGGUGGUGGACUGGCGCUGGCUGGCGAUCGCUGGAGAGGUGCCGGCCGUGCUGAUGCUGGCGCUGCUCGUCUUCAUGCCGUCCUCCCCCAGGAGGCUCCUCUCCAUGGGCCAAGGCCAGAAAGCGGAGGCGGCCCUGCGCUGGCUGAGGGGAGGCCAGUACAACGUUCGCGCCGAGCUCAACGCCAUACAGCACAGCAUCGACACCCAGAGCAGAGUCACGCUGGCCCAACUGGCGACUCCCCUCUACUACAAACCCAUCAUGAUCUCCGUAGUGAUGCGGUUCCUGCAGCAGAUGACAGGCAUCACUCCCAUCCUGGUCUACCUGCAGCCCAUCUUCGCCAAGAGCCACGUGUCCCUGGCACCCAGGUACGACGCUGCCAUCGUGGGAGUCGUGCGACUCCUCUCCGUGGUGGUGGCGGCCAGUCUGAUGGACCGCGCCGGGCGCAAGGCCCUGCUCUACACGUCCAGCAUGCUGAUGUUCGCGGCCACCCUGACGCUCACCAUGAUCUCCCACCGCACGCCGUGCCCCGCGCCUCUCAACCUCACGGCCUUGGACGCGGGCGCGUUGGAGGCCGGACACCACAGCGCAGCCAGUCUGAUUCCUCUCAUCAGCACCGUGGUCUUCAUAUUCGGAUACGCCAUGGGGUGGGGCCCAAUCACGUGGCUGCUGAUGUCAGAGGUGCUGCCGCUGGUGGCGAGGGGCGUGGCCUCGGGGCUGUGCGUCACCGUCAGCUGGCUGACGGCCUUCAUGAUCACGUACGCGUACACACACCUGGCCGACGCCUACGGCCUGUACGCCCCCUACCUGGUCUUCAUGGUGGUGUGCGUGCUCUCGCUGCUCUUCAACGCCGUGUGCAUCCCCGAGACGCGCAACCGCUCGCUGGAGGAGAUAGAGAACUACUUCCGGACCGGGCGCACGUUCACCAUCAGGAGGGGUCAGUCGGUGCAGGGAAACAUGCCGCCCAAAAGCACCAGCUCCUGACAGGACCGGGUUUGGGUACUGUUCCAUUUCACUUUAUUGAGUGGAAUUCAUCACAGCGCUGCUUGUGUUGCCUCAUGUUCAGUCGGGGGAGCAGCACAUACAAAUAGAAACUAUCUUCAACAGAAAAAGGUUGGAUUUGAUCCAGACCCUUUUGCCAUUUUGCACCAAUAUCCUGUGGUAAACUCAGUGAGGCCGCUGACAUUGAUUUGUGUAUUUAGUCCUCGGCGUCGCCAACGCGCUGGCGGCUCAGCAGGACAGGUCGCAUGCCAGCGCUUGAGUCACAGCCAAGGAUUCCCAUCUGCGCCCAGGACAUUCCUGUCCUCCCAGCUUUCUCCUCCUCGUGUCCAUUAUGUCCCCGAGUACGAAUGUAUGUAAUGUUUACUGCGUUUAGUUACAGAGCAAAUAAACUGGAACAACUGUA